AUGGCGGGGAGGCGGCCCACGGCGAGGGAGGUUUUCUGGGGCAUGGUGAGGGAGAAGCAGCGGCCCUUCGCCGACUUCUCGGAGGAGGACGAGCGGUCGCGCGAGGCCGCCCACGACUCCUCGAUGCUCAAGCGGGACAGCAUCUCCCACGAGGUGAUGCUGCUCGCGGUGCAGUUCUGCACCUUCGCCCUGCCCGUGCUGCUCCUGCUGGCGUGGCUCGCGGCCUGGCACCUGGGCGAGCCGCUCGCCGGGCUCCCGCGCCGCGUCUUCGAGGACCUCUUCGGGCCGCUCGGGGAGUUCUACGCCAUGCGCGGCCCACCGCUGAUGGACCGGGCGAGGUUCGAGCGGCCCGAGAACCUCGUCCACCGCGCUAUGUUCCACGGCGACGGCAUCCUCGGCCAGGGCCAGGACGUGGGCAUCUGGGUGUGGAACUGGGCCGCCCGGGCGCUGUGGGAGGGCGGCGUCCUCAGCCGGGCCGCGGCGGUGCUCCUGGCCGUCUGCUUCUGGGCCCCGGGGCUGGUGCUGGUCGGCAGCAUCCCGCAGUUCUCCUUCCUGCUGGCGCCUGCGCUGAUGCCGGUUGCGGUGAAGGCUGCCUACCUGCGCCGCUUCCCCGUCUGCCUCCUGACGCUGGACCAGCUGAUCACCGCACAGAAGCUGUACGGGCGCCAGCUGCCAGAGGCCUACCGAGCAGAGGUGGAGAGCUUCAACAGCAAGCUCGGGAGGGACGACGGGCUCCGCGAGGCCGGCGAGGACCUCGCCACCAUCGAGAUGGGCGAGACGACGGGCGCCAGCCGCCGGCGCCACCCGGGCCAGUGA
Molecule: messenger RNA, 816 nt
Organism: Prorocentrum cordatum
Lineage: Eukaryota; Dinophyceae; Prorocentrales; Prorocentraceae
Source: the annotation of a GenBank genome assembly